Messenger RNA from Limulus polyphemus (Atlantic horseshoe crab), 2966 nucleotides. Its product is annotated as A disintegrin and metalloproteinase with thrombospondin motifs 7-like. Lineage: Eukaryota; Metazoa; Arthropoda; Merostomata; Xiphosura; Limulidae. The record is from RefSeq and is a predicted model, not a curated record. Gene Ontology annotation, cellular component: extracellular matrix. Gene Ontology annotation, molecular function: metalloendopeptidase activity. The coding region runs from base 150 to 2966 and encodes 938 amino acids. The transcript is spliced from 19 exons. Gene Ontology annotation, biological process: proteolysis; extracellular matrix organization.
GCCACUGAUGUAGUAGAGCAAAGUCCGUCUUAAAGUUUGAUGGUUUAGAAAGCUAAGAACUUGUGGAAAGAAAUCACAUAGAGGUAUCAGAAAGUAUUUAUUAGCUUUAUGCGAAAGUCAGUGAUAAAUUUUAACAAACAACCAGGAUUAUGUUACUCACCGACCAAAGGUCUUCAUUAAUAACCGUGGCUGUUGCAUUGGAAAUUGUAGCGUUUGUUAUUGGUAACAAAUCCUUCCUCGACAAUGAACAAGCAAAUUCUUCACGUUAUUUGUACAGUUAUGAAGUUAUCAUUCCUCAUCAAGUGACCGCAGAUGGCAAUUUUCUGUCGUAUGUCAUCUCUCAUGGCUACUCUUGGAAUUAUUUUCGCCGGCGCCGUCGGCGAUCUUUGUCGGAUGCGCAAGAGAUAUUUUACAAGUUACCGUUAAAGGGUCAAGAGGUGCAGUUGGCCGUAAGACCCAACUACAGGUAUUUGUCUCCUGCUUUGAAAAUUGAACAUCGGUCAUCUAAGUUGGACAGAAUAAAUGAAACCAGGGUGAAGGUGGGCCUAGAGCGGACGUGCUACUUUAUCGGAUCUGUUCACAAUGUUUCUAAUUCACUGGUAUCAGUGUCGACUUGCAAUGGAAUAAGAGGACUAAUUCGGAUAGGAGAAAACGAAUAUUUCAUUGAACCGCUGAAAGGACAUGACGUCAGCAAAGAUUCCAAACACCCACAUAUUAUAUACAAGAGGGCGGCAGAGAGUCCAAUUUUAAGUGAAUCCUAUGAAAAUACAUCCACUUCGAGAGGUACCUGUGGGAAUGACGACAGUGAUAAGGACAACAUCGGUAAAAGACAGCUAUGGGAACGGAAGCACACAGCACGCAGUCCUGUCCGAACGAAACGAUCAGUCAGUAAAGAGAAAAACGUUGAAACCCUUGUUGUGGUUGAUAAAAAAAUGAAAGAUUUUUACCAUAACGAUGAUGUAGAGACUUACGUUUUAACCAUAAUGAAUAUGGUGUCUUCACUCUACCACGACGCAACCAUUGGUAAUGCUAUUAAUAUUGUACUGGUUCGUGUUAUCAUUUUGGACGAGGACGAUGAUGAGAUUAUUUUUGAUGGAAUGUGUUCGCUAUUGCUAUUUCUUAGAUACAACAUUUGUACAAAAGGAAAUCAACCUUGCAGUACAUUAGGCUUAGCAGAAGUUGCCGGGAUGUGCCAACCUGGUCGAAGCUGCAAUGUUAAUGAGGAUACAGGUUUAGCAGUGGCUUACACUAUAGCUCAUGAGAUGGGUCACAAUUUUGGAAUGAGCCACGACAGCUUCCACAAUGGCUGCCAACUUUCAUAUGAAGAACAGCAACACAUCAUGUCAUCCCACUUCGCUUCUGAGGCCAGUCCUAUCGUUUGGUCAAAAUGUAGUCGUUCAGAGAUCACAAAGUUUCUUGAUCGAGAUUGGGGUCGUUGCUUAGACGACGAACCAUCCGAUCAUGACUUUAGUUUCCCGCAGUUGCCACCAGGGACCAUGUACAACGCUGACCACCAGUGUCGUCUUCAGUAUGGUCAUUCUGCUACCCACUGUACAGGCCUUGAGAACAUGUGCCAGACUCUGUGGUGCCGUGUGGACGAUAAGUGCGUGACACGUCUGGAGCCCGCCGCUGAUGGAACUAUUUGUGGUUCAAAUAAGUGGUGCUUUAUGGGAAAAUGUUCCACAAUCGAAGAACAGCCUAACGGUAUUGAUGGAGAAUGGGGAUCUUGGGGAUCGUGGAGUAUGUGCUCAAGGAGUUGUGAUGGGGGAAUAAUGUCAUCUGAACGAUUAUGCAAUAAUCCACCACCGACCAGAGGAGGGAAGUUUUGUAUCGGAGAACGAAGAAGAGUCAAACUGUGCAAUAAAAAAACGUGUCCUGAUCGUUCACCGAGUUUCCGAGGAGUACAGUGUAGUAGCUUUGACGGUCUUCCCUAUAAAGGAAAACUUCACAAGUGGCUUCCCGUCUACUCCUCACUGAAACCGUGCCAGCUCCACUGUAAAGCAGAGGGAGAGUACUUUUCGGUUCUUCUCGCAGAUACCGUAGAAGACGGUACUCCCUGUAACCCUGGAACUAAAGAUGUCUGUGUUGAUGGUAAAUGUAGGUAUGUUGGGUGUGAUGGAGAAAUUGACUCAAAAGCUCAAGAGGACCGAUGUGGUAUUUGUCAUGGAGACGGAACACAAUGUCAAGCUGUCAGAGGUGACUUCAAGCAGAAACGUGGUCUAGGCUACGCUAAGAUUGUGACUGUACCUCAAGGAGCACGAAAUAUUCGAGUGGAAGAAAUUUCUACCUCCAACAACUACUUAGCACUUCGUGACACGAAAGGUUACUUUUAUUUGAACGGAGACUGGUUCGUCCAGUGGAGUGGCGAGUACGAUGUGGCCGGAACUACGUUCACGUACACUCGAAUUGAGGAAAAGGAAUCCCUGGUGGCUACAGGACCCUUGAAGAAGAAUGUCGAAAUCCUGUUGUUAUUUCAAGAUGAAAACCUCGGAGUUUCCUACGAAUACACAGUUCCAAAUAAACAUGCUAUAAGAAAACCACAAUAUCUCUGGAAAAUGAGCGAUUGGUCGGUUUGUUCUGUCACCUGCGGUACUGGAAAGCAGAUUUCUGAAGCUUUUUGCGCAGAGAAAGCAUCGGGAAAGGUUGAAGAUAAAUUCUGUAACACUACCGCUAAGCCUCUAGAUAAGAUGAGAGCCUGCAACACCCACGAUUGUCCUCCGAGAUGGUGGACCGGCCCAUGGCAGCAAUGUUCUGUGAGCUGUGGGAAAUUGGGUAGUAGGCUACGCACUAUUCUCUGUGUUCAGUUUAAAGGAACCGACGAACAGAUCGCUCUCACUGAUGAACACUGUGAAGGCCAGCUAAAGCCAAAAGAAUCUGAAGCUUGUCAUCACGAUAGUCCUUGUCCAGGAGAGGGACAGUGGUCUACUGGACCAUGGUCAGAUAUUCCAAAUGGCGAGACUAAAUGA